Etheostoma spectabile (orangethroat darter) is the source of this 2983-nucleotide messenger RNA. Its product is annotated as ecto-ADP-ribosyltransferase 4. NCBI's taxonomy places the organism in Eukaryota, Metazoa, Chordata, Actinopteri, Perciformes, Percidae. Bases 235 to 1263 code for a protein of 342 amino acids. The record is from RefSeq and is a predicted model, not a curated record. Gene Ontology annotation, molecular function: NAD+-protein-arginine ADP-ribosyltransferase activity; NAD+ poly-ADP-ribosyltransferase activity. The transcript is spliced from 3 exons.
GUAAAUGUAGAAACAGUUUUUUUUGUUUCUCAUCAAACACUAGUCUACUGUUUAAACAUGAGAACCAUAAAUGCUUUGGAGCCUUUGAACAAAGGUGUAGAAGAAUGUCUGUGCUGUGUGGUCCCACCUGUAAGUCCUGUGAGCCGGAACUUCUUUGCUGGCAAACAACAAUGCCUCCAUACUCUUUCAAAGGAAUAUCAUACUGCUGUUGAAAGCACUUGAGGGGGCAAAGAUAUGAAGAUUGGCAAAGGACCAGUGUGUGAGCUGAAGUCACUGAGAAACUGUGCAACCCUUUGUGUUUGUUGUGCGUUGUUGGCAGUGGCGCUCCUUUUUCAUCAUGACCAAUUUCUACUACACUGGUGGCCUCAGAAACCUACUGAGAAAACUAGGACUGGUGUUUUACCUCUGAAUAUGGCAACAGAUUCCAUUGAUGACAUGUAUGAUGGUUGCCGGUCUGAAACAGCCUCUGUGAUCGACUUGUUUGGCGUGUAUGAGUGGGACUAUAACAGAAACUUCAGUUUUGCCUGGGCUUCAACUGAAGGGGGUGCAAAGAAACCUGUGCACAAACACCUGAAAGAAGAGCAUGCUAUAGUUAUGUACAUGUACACAAAGAUGAAAUACAUCCAACAAGAUUUCAACCAAGCAGUGAAAACAGGGAAACACAAGUACAAUACAUACAGAUUUAAAUUCCACUAUUUCUACUUCUACCUGACUGAUGCGAUUCAAGUUCUGCGUCACAAUCAGACAUCAUGCAGAAUCACCUAUCACAGGACACGGAAACAGUUUGACCACAAUGUCAUCAACACAAACAUGCGUUUUGGUGCUUUCACCUGGGUAGCUUCAAGCAAGCAGUCAUUUGAUUUGAAUGGUAAUGUGUCUUGUUUUGAGAUCUACUCAUGCUUUGGUGCUGAAAUAACACAUUACUCUGCCACAAACCAAAUGGGACAGGUGCUUAUUCCUCCCUAUGAGGUCUUCAAAAUCACUCAUGUCCUGACAAAUGACCCAUGGUGCAGUGUUGUCUACAAGCUACAGAGCACCAAAAUACCAAGGAGAGAUUUAAAUUGUAAAUUGAAUCAAAGGCAAAUGAAAACAUAUUUUGAAGCCGUUUUAACACACUGUCCCACAAGCAGUGUAGGGAUGAUGGUAACCUGCAUAAUGCUGUUGAUUUUAAUUUCUUCAAUACUUGUUAAACGCAGGCAGAAGCGUUUUGUGGCUGCAGUGCUGGGUGCUCUGCUGGUGCUUGUGAUUAUUCUGGUGACAUGAGGUAGUCAUUAAGAAAAGAGGGUUGAUGUUGGGCUAAUGGAAACUUUAUCUUAUGGUGUUUGUCAUUGAAAUAAUUCAUAAGUCAUGCUUUUUAAAGAUGUAAGGAAAUAAAAAAGGUUUUGUUAGCUAGUUUUCAGAGGCCAUAAUGUGCACAAUCAGUGCCAAACAACUCACAAAUUCUUAUUCUGUUGAUUAUUGACAUAAUAAUGAGACAAUUUGCCUGAAAACAACUGAUAUCUAGUAGUUACUUAGCUAAUGGUACCAGUAGGAGUAUGUAAAAAUCCCAACCAAAAUAUUUUUGACCAAUCUCAGCUUGAUUGUUUAAAUUUGCAGCUUGACACAUUUCAAAGUUCUGUUUCUGAAACCUACCUAUGUGCAAUUGUGUUUCCAACAAUGUCCUACUGUCUUCCAAUCUGGUCUCUUACCACUAAGGAAAUUACUGACCCAAGAGCGCGACUAUACAAUCAAGCUCUCAAGAUCCACAGAUGCAUUGCACUCACGCUCUGGCUUACAGGGGCGGCUGUGGCUCAGUGGUAGAGCGGUUGCCUGCCAAUCGGAAGGUUGGUGGUUCGAUCCCUGCCCCUGCAGUCAUUGUCGAAGUGUCCUUGGGCAAGACACUGAACCCCGAGUUGCCCCCGGUGCUGCGCAUCGGAGUGUGAAUGUGUAUGAAUGUUUAUCUGCUGAGCAGGUGGCACCUUGUACGGCAGCCCCGGCCACAGUGUAUGAAUGUGUGUGAAUGGUGAAUGUUUCCUGUAGAUGUAAAAGCGCUUUGAGCAGUUGUUAAGACUGGAAAAGCGCUAUAUAAAUACAGCACAUUUACAUUUACAUUUACCAGAACUCUAUUAACAGCCACGCUGUUUUAUUUUCAGAUUCAAAAUGGCACUUUAACACUUGCACUUCUCCCAUCACACAACAUGAGAAUCCUCCCAUACAAAAACAACUAUGGCCAGAAAUCCUUUUUUCAUGCUGUUCAAACCCUAAAUCUAUGUUUAAUUGGGACCAUUUUCUAUCAGAACUGGAGAUUAAUUUCCAACAUAUAACACAAAGUGUUUUUCUCUUUAUUGAAAAGUAUCUAAAAAAAGACUGUGGUUAAGUGGGUUGGUUCUGAAAUAUAACCUUUAAAGGAAUAGUAAAAAGGUAAUUUAAUUGGAUUAUUUAACACAGUUUCUUAUAUUGAGGAAUAAUGUGCAGUUAAUAUUAUAUAGUCAAACAAAAACUACUUAAGUAGGGGAAAUAAAAAUCAAUGGAAGGAGGAGAUUUAGAAUAAGCCAACACUCAGAAACUUUGUUCAAAAUUAGAUUACAACACAUAACCUUAUGUAAAGUUUCAUUUACAGUGAGGGCGGAGGUCCUUUUGAGCGCGGUUACCUGAUCACUUGCAAAAAAGGAAGGCGGUUAUGAAGGUAUUCCUGAAGAUCAGCAUGUAUGCCUUUUUGUGAGCUUGGUGUUACAAGUUAUUGAGGAUGAAUUUCAUUUUGUGACGCUCCACAUUUCUCUAUGUACUGACUUUGUGACUUUUGUCUGACUUUGUUUGUUUGUUGAUUUGUUGAAGAACUAUGAUUUGUUUUGGUUGACUGAAGGUUACAUGUUGAGCAUGGCACCAAAACCCCAAACUGCUCAGGGCGCCUUCAUUGGCAGCCCCCUCGCUCUGCCAUCUCACCAUCAAUGCAUGUAUUGGUCCAGUUUGUGCAUGUGUGUGUGUAUUUUGGGCCUGUGUGUAA